UCAAAGAACAAAACACAACGAACUGACUUUGUGGCCCAGCACUAGAAAGAAAACCAUAAUGGUUCUUCACACAAUUCCAACCACAAAUACACGCUUAGAGGUUGCCCCAGUGGCAAGGGAUAGUGUCAGACUUAGGGAGCAAUUUCCUUGAUCUGGGAUUCGAUUUUUCAUUGGGUAAGUACAUUGGUAUUUAAAUGGGGGGCCGCGGCUCGUAUGCUGUAGCUAGCUCUCCCUAAGGGUUGGGUUGCAUAGUCGAGUCCAUUUAGUGACCUAGAUGUAGAGCUGUUCCUCGGUUACUGAAAAGGAAAAAAAAAAUUCCAACCACAAAUAUUCCCACCUCCCGUUAGCAUAUACCCUUAUCAUUUCUCUCUUCCAAUUUAUAUAGCAGAGCUAGAUCGAACAGGAUUAUGGCAUUUCAAACAUUGGAGUCCGAAUCUACUAAGUCACCCAUGGCCAAAGAUGAUACUAAGCUACACAUAGUUGUGUUCCCAUGGCUAGCUUUUGGCCACAUGAUUCCUUUCCUAGAACUCUCCAAGCUCAUAGCACUGAAGGGUCACAGAGUCACCUUCGUUUCCACUCCCAAAAACAGCGAUUGUCUCCCGAAAUUACCCCCGAACCUAUCAGCUCUCGUUACUUUAGUGAAGAUUCCUUUGCCCCAAGUCGAAAAACUCCCCGAAUACGCCGAGGCCACGAUUGAUUUGCCCUAUGACAAGGUGAAGUACCUCAAAAUGGCCUACGAUCAACUCGAACAGCCCAUCGCUCGACUUCUACGGGACUCUUCUCCCGAUUGGGUUAUUUACGAUUUUGCCUCUUACUGGGUAGGCCCUGCUGCGGCCAAACUUGGCGUUUCAAGCGCAUUUUUCAGUAUCACUAUUGCUGCCACGUUCUGCUUUCUUGGUCCUGCGCAAGGUUUAAUGGGAAUGAGCGGUGACAGUCGCACGAAACCUGAGGACUUCACCGUCCCGCCGAAGUGGGUCCCCUUUGAAUCCACUGUCUCAUUUCGAUUAUUCGAGAUCAAUCGAAUAUUCGAUGACAUCACAGGGGAUGAUGAGAAUAUUCCCGCAACGUAUCGUUUCGGAGCGGCUAUCGACGGCUGCGAUGUGGUGGCAGUCAGAAGCUCUUGCGAGUUUGAGCCUGAGUGGCUACAACUUCUUGAAGAGAUUUAUCAAAAACCGGUUAUUCCAGUGGGCCAACUUCCUCCAAUGCCCCUAGAUCAUGAUUCUGUCGACAACGACAAGGAGUCGAAAACAAUAAAAGAGUGGCUUGACAAGCAGCCUAAAGGGUCGGUGGUCUAUGUUGCGUUUGGGAGCGAGGCAAAGCCGAGUCAAGAUGAACUAACAGAGAUAGCUCUAGGGUUAGAGCUAGCUGGGUCUCCGUUCUUUUGGGCUCUAAGGAAGAAACGUGGCUUAGCUGAUACUGAGGUGGUCGAGUUACCAGACGGGUUUGAGGAGAGAAACAAGGGACAUGGAAUUGUGUGCACGAGCUGGGCACCUCAACUCAAGAUACUAAGUCACGACUCAGUGGGUGGGUUCUUCACUCACUCGGGGUGGACCUCGGUGGUGGAGGCGAUACAGUUCGAGAAGCCUCUGAUUUUACUUGCGUUUUUGGCAGGACAAGGAUUGAAUGCGAGGGUUUUGGAGGAGAAAAAGAUGGGCUACUCGGUGCCAAGAGAUGAUCGAGACGGGUCAUUUACGAGAGACUCGGUGGCUGAGUCACUGAGAUUGGUGAUGGUUGAGGACGGGGGAAAGGUAUACAGGGAUAAGGUUCGAGAGGUAAAGGAAUUGUUCGUUGACAGAGAUAUGCAAGACAAGUAUGUGAAUGGGUUGCUGGAUUACUUUAAAACGCGUAAACGAAGGGCACAAGUAGCAAAGUGAAAAUAUAUAUUCACAGUGGAAGAAGGGUACUGAUACUGAUAUUAUUCUCUGCUCUGGUACUGAUACUCCCUUCGUCUCUUUUUUUUGUGUCCAGUAUUUUAUUUUGGGUUGUCCCUUAAUAAAUGUCCAUUUUGUAAAGUUAGGGGGGUAAAAGUUGGUGUAUUGUCUAUUUUGUCCUUAAAAGUAAAUUUUAUUUUGAAAAGUUUGUGAGUAAAAGUGUAAAGUUAGGGG
Molecule: messenger RNA, 2105 nt
Organism: Rhododendron vialii
Lineage: Eukaryota; Viridiplantae; Streptophyta; Magnoliopsida; Ericales; Ericaceae
Product: UDP-glycosyltransferase 91A1-like
Exons: 1
Coding region: 408-1874 (488 amino acids)
Molecular function (GO): UDP-glycosyltransferase activity
Source: RefSeq, a predicted model, not a curated record